UCAACAGUCCCUCUCAGCUGAUCGUACCCAAGUUCAUGAUUGUUUUCAAUUGUUUUGUUUACAUCAAUCCACCCUUUACUUACCUAAUAAUUCCCGUCGAAUGUCCACUGGCUGUCAACGAUUAACGACAGUCCUAAAACCCUUUAAGAAGAGUAAGUUUUCCUUUGUGAAGAUGAAACACACUAUUGUUGCUUCCAAUACUGGAGCUACUCCAGCGAGAAAAAGACACUGGCGAGAGGGUUUGUUAGAAACUAUGGAAAACCCAGAAUCCAUAGUAAAAGAAGACGACCAGGUGACAGUUAUUAAGGACAAAUAUCCCAAGUCGCGUCAUCACUAUCUCGUUCUUCCGAAAGAUGAUAUCCACUCAAUAAAAAAAUUAACCAAAGAGCACGAAAAUCUCUUAACACAUAUGGAAAAAAUUGGUCAAGAAGUCGCAGAUCAACAUCAGGAUUACGAAUUCAUCCUCGGAUAUCAUGCUGUCCCGAGCAUGGCUCGGUUACACUUGCAUGUUAUAAGUACCGAUUUCGAUAGUCCCUGUUUGAAAAACAAAUAUCACUGGAAUUCUUUCACAACGCCUUUCUUCCGACCUUCACAAAGUAUUCGAGAGGAACUCAGGGAUCUUGGUUAUAUCAAACAAAUGAGUAGCAGCGAGAGCGAAAAGUACUUGAAAAAAGACUUGAUAUGUCACAAAUGUUCAUAUCGACCAAAAAAUCUGCCAGAUCUCAAGAAACAUUUGGUAGAGCAUAUAAAUGUAAACUAAUCAUAAGUUCAAUCCAAAAAAAAAGAUCUUAAUUAGGAUAAUAAAGAACAUUUAUUUAA
Venturia canescens is the source of this 819-nucleotide messenger RNA. RefSeq names its product aprataxin (gene Aptx). Gene Ontology annotation, molecular function: double-stranded RNA binding; single-stranded DNA binding; single-strand break-containing DNA binding. Gene Ontology annotation, cellular component: nucleus. NCBI's taxonomy places the organism in Eukaryota, Metazoa, Arthropoda, Insecta, Hymenoptera, Ichneumonidae. The coding region runs from base 101 to 760 and encodes 219 amino acids. Gene Ontology annotation, biological process: single strand break repair. The record is from RefSeq and is a predicted model, not a curated record. The transcript has 2 exons.